Uloborus diversus is the source of this 6842-nucleotide messenger RNA. It is a transcript of the gene Hr96, whose product is annotated as nuclear hormone receptor HR96-like. Bases 497 to 2041 code for a protein of 514 amino acids. Gene Ontology annotation, molecular function: zinc ion binding; RNA polymerase II cis-regulatory region sequence-specific DNA binding; nuclear receptor activity. Gene Ontology annotation, biological process: cell differentiation; negative regulation of transcription by RNA polymerase II; positive regulation of transcription by RNA polymerase II. NCBI's taxonomy places the organism in Eukaryota, Metazoa, Arthropoda, Arachnida, Araneae, Uloboridae. The record is from RefSeq and is a predicted model, not a curated record. The transcript is spliced from 4 exons.
UGUAUAAUUAUUUUCAAAAUUAAUUUUACUAUUAAGUAAACAAUAGAUGUUAUAAAAAAUGGUAUUUUCUUAUCUACUUUCCUUACAAAUUAUUAUUAAAUUGUAACAUUAAAAUGCUUACUAAGCAUUUGAAUAAUCUAUCUGCAUUGAAUUAUUCAUGAUGUUUAACAUUGAAAAUUACAGGGUCAUAUUUGUGCACAAGUUGGCAUUUUCUAAUUAGUGCAUGUUUAAUUUUUAAGUAUAUUAAUUUUAAAAUCAAUUUCAUCAUUUUUAAUACAUUUUGUGCAGGUAUAAUUCAUAAAGACCAUGGUUCUGUGCUCAAAAAAUUAUUCUUGGCAGUCCCGUUUUUUGACCUUAAUAUUUAAUAUGGGCAGUUCAUUUUCGUCACAGCGUGCGUCUGGUUUUAGUAUCAUGAUGGCUUCAUAACGUCACUAGAACACAGAAUAGUGUCAUCAUAAUGGUAAUAAUUGCUGAAAUCAUUUGAGUCUCGUAGAAAAUGGCAGAAACCAGGAGGAAGAAAGAUAACAAAACUUGUGGUGUAUGUGGAGAUCUUGCUUUAGGAAGUAAUUUUAAUGCCAUCACAUGUGAAUCUUGCAAAGCUUUUUUCCGUAGAAAUGCAUUAAAACCAAAGGAGUUCAACUGUCCAUUUGAAAACAAUUGCAAUGUAGACAGGGUUACUCGUCGCUUUUGUCAAAAAUGCAGAUUGAAAAAAUGCUUUGCAAUUGGUAUGAAAAAGGAAUGGAUUAUGUCGGAAGAGGAGAAAAAAGCUAAACGUGAAAAGAUAGAAAAAAACAGAUUGAAACGAAAUAACCAACAAGCAAAACUAGAAGUGCAAGAUCUUACUUACAUAAAAGUUGAAAGCCCUGAUGAUUCACAAGUGCUGUUAAGUCCAUUGUCUACCAUAUCCCCAAUGACUCCUCAAACACCUGGUAGUAUUGGAAUGACUCCCGAUCUUCCAAAAACACAUUCAUUUAACCAUCAACCUUUAACACCAUCUGACUGUGAAUAUAGUCCACCAGCAAAAAUAAUGCAUCUGGAAAGUACCUCGGAUACGACUCAAGAUGCCACAAUUUCUGAUGAUUCAAAUCACCAAGAAGGCUCAGUGACGGAUGAAAAUAGUGAAAUUGUCGAAGCUCUGUCUGAUUCGGAAACAUCUUUAGCUGCUAGAAUAAAUUCUGCCGAUUGCAGUAAUAGUUCAUCCCAAGAAAAACCUUGUGAUGUUCAAUCACCCAAAACUAAUUUGUUCAUUGAUAAACUAUCAUGUAAAACAGAAGAUCUUCCACCAUCCGCAUAUGCAAAAGCAGUGGAAAUUGAAUUUACAGAACUUCCUAUUAGAACUUCAACAAAUUCAAAUGAGCUUAAUACUCUUGAGAAACAAAAACUCCACGAACUACUAUUGGCCAAUGAGAUUUUGAAACUGCCUUUAGUUUUUGGUUUCUCAGAUCCAAGUUUAAUAGAUGUCAUAAAUAUGACAGAUCAUGCUAUUCGUCGCCUUAUCAAGAUGUCUAAAAAGAUAACUGCUUUUAAAAAUUUGUGCCAAGAUGAUCAGAUUGCUUUGUUGAAAGGCGGAUGUACCGAGUUGAUGAUUUUGCGAUCUGUUAUGUCAUACGAUCCAGAAAAAAACUGUUGGGAAGGUUCACAAGCACCUCCUGGUAUGUCAAUCAAAGUUGAUGUUCUAAAAGAAGCUAAAGGUAACCUUUAUGAAGAGCAUAAAAGAUUUUUAAACUCAUUUCAUCCACAAUGGAGAGCAGAUGAAAACAUCAUGCUUAUACUGGGGGGGAUAGCUUUAUUCACUCCUGAGCGGCCAAACACAAUCCAUAAAGAAACUAUUAAACUGGAGCAAGAUACAUAUUAUUAUUUACUAAGACGUUAUUUAGACACAGUAUAUAGUUGGUGUGAUGCAAGAACUAUUUACUUGAAACUCAUUCAUAAAAUUCAAGAGCUACACAUUUUAAAUGAGAAUCAUGUGCGAGUUUAUUUGGAUGUGAACCCAAAAGAUGUUGAACCUUUGUUAAUUGAAAUUUUUGACUUGAAGCAUUGAGACUUGAAUUCAAAUUGUUGAUUAUUUGUCAUUUUAUUCUAUGAAGGUUCAAAUCAUGUAAAAAAGAUAUUGUUAAAUUUCAUCUAUUUGUUAGUUAUUCUAUUUACCGUAACUCUACCUCGGGCGUAUUUAAAUGAUUAUUUGCUGUUUUAGUUCAGUAAUAUGAUUACGCCGUAGGCACAAUGCAUAUUUUUAAUAUAAUAUAAUCCACUGUUCUGAAUUGGGUAUAUAAGUUAGAAGAGAAAAAAAGGCUUUUGUCUGUGCAAUAUUUUCUCACAAUUUGUAAAGUCGAUAACAGCUUAUUUCAUUUAAUGUUAUUGGCAUUCAAUUAUGCAUAAAAAAAGUGGAAGUUAGCAAUUAUGUUUGUACAACAUUUUUUACAAUGAUAAUAAACUUUAAAAAAUGCCUUAUUCAUGGUUUUUAACAUUUUUUUUUAGAUUUAAACUUUUGCAUAAGCAUGUACUUUAUGCAAUGCAGUGAAAAUUUUCUGCUUUUAGAAUCUUUUUCUAAAAUGUAAUUAAGUGACAAAAUGCAUACAGCAAAUAUAAUUCAGAAAAUAUAUCCUCCAAAUGUGUGUGAUUUUGAAACUUAUAAGUAACCAAAACAUUUCUUUAUAUGAUUUUCCAAAUUUUAGAAUCACUUUUAAAAUAUUCAGAGGCAUUAUUAGCUGUUAAAAUAUAUUUUUACUACAUUUUGUUUUGUGAUUGUUCUUAGAUUGUUUACAAAUGCUUUUUUAAGCUAGUCAUUGUUGCAUUAAAAUUUAUAAGUACAAAAUCGUUUUUUUUUGUUCUUUCAAAUGUAUUUUUGUCUUACAGACUUUACUUAAAGUCCUUGUUAGCAGCAUACAUCAAGAUAUGUUUGCAUGUUUUUUAUUGCUCAAACAUACUUUCACAUAACUUUUGUUUUCUUAUCAGCAUGUUUAAAAAAAGUGAAAUCAAAUAGAACUAUUUUAUGGCUUACUAUCCAUUUCUUACUUUACAAAUUUUAAUUCUUAUAUUUGCAGAAUCUGAUUUUAACAUUAUUAAAAUUCUGUUAAUUUUUCUUUCUUUCUUUUUUUCAGUAUUCAUUUAUUACUUGUUAAUGAUUUAGUAUACAACUUUAUUUAUGUGCUUAUAGCCUUUAAUGCUUUAAUCUAUCCAUCUCUUCCUUAAACAUACAGUUUUGACUGUGGAUGCUUCUGGAGUAGAGUUGCAUGUUUUCACAAUAUUUUGUGCAAUCAUUACAAUACCUGUACUAAACACAUUUUAUGAAAACUAUCAUCAUUUAACUUUGCAUCAAAAAGUAAAAAACAAGAGAUAAAUUUGAGGCUUCAGUAGAACUUAAUUUUUCAUCAUCCAUUCAAGUAGACUUAUAAAUAGCAAAAGCAAAAUAUUUACAGAUUUCAGUUCAACCGGGUUUUUCACAUGAUUUUACUAUUGCCCACCAAAAACAAAAACUAUGUGUAAGCAAAUUAUAUUGCUCGAUGGUGACAAUAACAGCACAUGUCAAAGUCAACAGAAUGUAAUAAUUAUUGAUUUAUAAUCUAAAUUUAAUGCUAUUUUUGCCAUAAAAAUUUCACCAAGUUAGUUUAUACAAUGAGUGCACGGGAGUAAAUAAACACAAUCAACAGCGACACAAUUUCAUACCUCAAGAGAAGAAUAUUUCAAGCUUCAAAUAUGCUCUAUUAAUUUAGACAAAAAAACAAAAAAAAAAAAAAAAACAGUAGACAUAACUGCAUAAAUCCUUAAUUUUCCCCAAUUCUGUUUUUUUUUUCUUUCCCCCAGAACUGUCACAUAAGUCAUGGAAAGCGAUAUAUUGCUUACACAUAUCUUAUUCGGCUGGCAAAAAAUAUGUUAUAUGCAAAAAUUGUGUCACCUAUCAUUAUCAGUAUCGCUCUAUAAUUUUAUCAAAAUCAUUUUGAAAGAUAUUUAGAUCAACAAAACACGGAAGUGCCUCAGUAUGCAUGUAAGAAACAUACUUCUUUAAAAAGAAAUAUUUAUAAAAAUAUUCCAUCCACUUUUGUACAAUACAUUCAAAACCUCAUUCAAAUUAACAUCAGUUAAGAGUAGAGCAGAUUAAUUAUGCCUUGCGUUUGCAUUGGUAUAUUUUGUAUAUCUGUUGCUAAUUAUUAAAGAAGAAACUUCUAUAGAUUCAAAGUGAUAUCAAUUGAAUUAUAUACAUUUUCAUUUUCUUGGCAUUCGUAGUACUGUCGGACCGCCGAUUAUAUGGAAAGGCUAAUAUCCGGUUUACAAGCUUGGACGCUUUGAUUACCUUUCAGGGAUAGUAGUAUUUCUGAUACAGAUGUGCACUUUUGCCUCUUAAUUAUUUGGACUCAGUUUUUUUAAAGUGACAAUUUAUUCACUGCAAUGAUUUUUAAACAAAAAUUAUGCUCAAUCUUAUUCUCACUCAGAAAUGAAUUUAUUGUAUUUUGUUACAACAUAAUUUUGAACUUACGAGUUUGCUUUUAAAUUUCCGAACAAAAUGAAAGCAUUUUAUUUUCCUUUUGUUGUUUCCAUAGAAACUCAUUUUGUUUGCACUUAUUCUCAUCUCAAUAAAGGUAAUAAAUAAAUAAGGCCCUAGUGAAAUUAUGAAACGCAAAAAAUUGAAAUCCCAUCGCUAUUUUUCCUUCGCCCCUGCUUGAUUCAUUCAGAUGGAAUCGCUUUAACUUGUUCGAUUGCAAAAUUACAUACAAUCCAUGGUCAAACAGUACUAUCUUUUUCAUAUGUGAAGAAACAAAUACAAAAGCACAUCAUCAUAAUUUUAGCUUCUUUUUUUUUUCUUCUUUUUUCCUGUGCUUAAAUGUACCUUAAAUGUCAUUAUUAAUAUUUUAAAUGUAUUAUUGCUGAAUUGUUACUUUAAAAUCAUGCAGUUUAAUUUCAGAAUAGAAUACUUGAUUGUACUGGGAUUGAGUAACUCUGUUGUAUGCUUCAGUUAUCCUAUGUAAGUUGUUUUCAUUAGAAUGUAUUUUUAAAUGGAUCAUGGUAUAGAAUUGUCGCAAUUAUGAUGAUUGGCUAAAAGGAGCAUUUUCUCUACUGAAAAUUCUGCUAGUCAGAAAAGUGAACAAAUGUAUGGUAAAUGGUUGGAGUGAGCAGAAAAUGAAUAACUAUCUCAGCUUAAUUCUUAUUUGUAAAACAAAUAACUUUAAGUGUAAUUUAAAGGAAGCAUUUGAAAUGUUUUAAAAAUCUUAUGAGCAAACAUGAUCAUAAUUACAUUUAAUCCCAUUAAUACAAGUUAGAAUCAUUUAAAUCAACUUUUAGAAACAUAUCACUAAUCUUCUUCUUAAACGGUAAACGUGGCGCAUCAAUUUAUUUAAACAUAAUGAAAUAUAUACACUCAAAUAUGUGUGCGUACUUGUUUUUUUUUUCUUCCCCACAACCUACCACAAGUGCCACUUCAAGAUGAUUGUCAUUUUUAAAAUCUCGGACGAAGUUUUACUAUCAAAAGCUAAGAGAAAACAUAGGUAGGAAAAAAAAUUGGUAAUUGAAGAGGGACGUUGCCUUUGCAUAAUUUAACAAAACGGUUACUAUAUCAUAGAGUCAUUGUUAAGAUAUUCUACUGUAUCUGACGUGGUCAUUCAGUUCAUAUAAUCAUUGAUUUAGAAAUGACUGUAUUAAAACACUGCUCUAUUUAAAAAAUAAACAAAAACUUGUAUUUAUUUUCAUAGUUAAUCACAGUGCUCCCUUUGCCAAUAGUGAUUCAUUUUUAGCAAAUAAUAUUAGAUGAAAUUUCUAUGAAUUUGUAAAAUAGUAUUUAUAAACUUAACUGAAAUACACAGCAGAAAGCAUUUAAAAUAAUAUUCAUAAACGUUUCUGGAUCAAUAGCAUUGUUUCCCUAAUAUUGCUAAUUCAUAUUUUUAAUGCUUUAGCCAACUUUAAAGGCUUGGUGUAAAUAUUUAGUUAUAAUAAAGCAAAAGAUAAAGCAUUAUAAUAAAGCAGAAAUCUCAAAAAAAAAAAAAAAAAAAACUUUUACAUUUUGCAAAUGUGUUCUUUAAAUUAUAUCAUAAAAAGGAAUUAAUUCUUUGACAUGUGAGAAAAUGUCUAGAUUUUAUAUGUGUAUAUAGGUAGGAAAGAUUGUAUAAGGCUGGAAUGACUAAUAUCUUCCAUUUUAAAUGUUUGUUAUUUAUUUUGUAUGUUGUAUUAUUUGUAUUGAUACUAAAUCAAACGUGCAGUGCAAAUUUCUGUGGGAGCUUUCAUAAUGUUUUUGCAUUGAUAUUUUAGGUAUUUCAUCUGACAUACUUAUUAUGGCAUGUAUAUGGCCCUAAUCACACCGCAUGAGCAAAGGGCACCCUGGCUAGCAAUUUAGAGCAGACAUAAAAGCAGUCUGUAAAAUAUUGCUUAAAAUUAAAAAAUUAAAAAUAUUGUAUCAAGCACAGUAUCCGUCUCCACAAAAUAUAUAUAUUAUAUAAACAUCACCUGAAGAUUUUAGAAAUAAAUAUAUGUUCAUGACCUCUUUCAAAUUGCAUUGUAGCAUCAGUUUUCAUAUAUGGGUCAUUCCACAGUAUUUGACUAAAAUAUCUGUAUGUAAUGUUAAAUCUCAAAAUAAUUCAGAAAUUUACUUUUGUAGCUGUUGCACCUUGCAGAAGUAAAAUGCAAAAGACCACUAAUUUUUUUAGUCUAUUGUAUUGAAUUCUUAUGCAGUUAGACUGAUAAAACUGAAAAUUCUAUGUUAAGCAUUUUGACGUUGAGGGAAUUUAUCAUGAUAUAAGGCUGUGGUCUCCAACUGUUUUUGCCCAAAGGCCACAUUGUAAAUUUUUAGUGGUGAGGCAGGCCAGCCAUCUAUAUUCUAAAUUAGAUGGCCUAGUAUCUAAAUAGUGCUAGACCCC